GAGCGGCCGGCUACAGCACCAUCAAUUGCAAGACGACACCAUGAAUGGUCGCAGGUGAAUGAUCUCGUGAAUGACCUUAUUGGUGAUGUCGUGGAUCUCGUCAAUUCUGAUUCUGCGUGCUAUGACUUGCCAAAACGCCCGCAUACAGCCUGUGCGGGCGUGCAUGCCAUCCCGAUCAUGCCGGCAGCAGAGUCCUGGGGCACUGGCAGUGAAAACGAAAGCGAUGGCGGCUCUUUAGAUUGGGAAGACGACAACACAAUUCCUGUUCCUUGUGCGACAGGAAGUUUGUCGACCUCGUCAGCUGUCUGUAGCCCGGAUUUCCAGGACGAUGAGAAGUCGCAGUGGCGGUCGCUGACAAAAGGUGAAUUCCUCCUCCUGGGUGGGAUGCCAAGAGUUGCGGGCGUUUCUCAACAGGAUGCCUCCUUGAACCUCGAUCCUGCCGUGUCUAGCACUCCUGCGAAAGUGACAGCAAGGCAGAAGCCACUUGGUGCCCUACCCUUUUCACUGAGUACGAGGCUUCCAAGGACAAAUCUCUUCGUGAAUGGAGGUCAUGGAAUGGCGCCGCAAGCGUCCAGGUUCAAAUCGCACAGCUCCUGGAAAGAUUUCCUUCCAAUGCGCACCUCAAGCACGUCAGGUCAGCUCGGUGAUCAAAGAAGGAUGGUCAAGAGCCUGAGGCCUUCAGCUGGCUACCCGGAAGCUCCAGAAGAGCAGGGCCCUGCUCACAGCAGCCUCGAACUCCAUCCAACCAAAGGUCCCAAAUACCGUGUUGCCCCUGGUGCGAGUCGACCAGUACGUGCUCGCGCACACCAAUCAAAGGUGGAGCAAUUUGUCUUGGAGUUCAGAUCUGAGCCGCGAGUGAUCCCCGCUAGGCGCCUCCAUGCCAAGGCCCAGAAGGAACUGCGCGUUCCCGACUUGAGCUGCCAGAAGCACAUGGAUUUGGCACCUUUGCACAGGUUUCGUCCACAUGACACUGGAUGGGCACGUGAGAGGGAGGCACUGGCGCAAGGAUGA
Symbiodinium pilosum is the source of this 1011-nucleotide messenger RNA. NCBI's taxonomy places the organism in Eukaryota, Dinophyceae, Suessiales, Symbiodiniaceae. The record is from the annotation of a GenBank genome assembly.